UGAUGGCCUUGACUGGCUAUCACAACUGGUUCAAGACGUCUAUCCACAAGUGGCUGCAGAUAGUCCAUGACAAGGCUUGUGACAGGAUCCGCAGAGCAGUAGACAUGGACCAGCUGGAGCCAGUACAGCAGGCCAAACACAGCUCCUCGGCGGUGGAUGUGACAGCGUGUUUCAGCCAGGUGCGGGAGUUCUGGAAACAGAUGUCCUGGCCAGACUCUGCAGGGGCCUUCAUCUUUGUCACCCGCCUGACAGACAAUUUCUGCAGCGAGGCCGUGUGUUACUCAGAGAUGAUAAAGCGCAAGAUUGAGAGGAGCCAGCAGGGUCGAGACAUCAAGAGCCUGACAGUGCAGCUGUGCAUCGCCCUGAACGACACAGAGCAUGUGCGUGUGUUCCUGGGCCACCUACCUCGGGACCUGGACUGGCAGGGCGUGGAGCAGGCCAUGGAGGAGUCUUGCGGGGCGGAGGGGAAGGAGCAGGUCAACAAGGCCCUGAACGGACAGCUCUACAAUGUGGAUGCGGACCUACAGAGGGAGGCCAAGCGCCUCAUCACCCACCUCACAGACAAGAUGCUUUCAGAGCUGAAGAGGUACCUCCAACACAUCAGCCUGUCCCCUGACUCCAUCAACAACGAUGAUGCCGUGUCCCCCCUCAUGAAGUACUUACGUGACACUUUAGUCAUCCUCAGCGAGUCUCUGGUGAAGGAGAAUCUGGCUAGAGUUCUCCUCGGCAUGUGGGAGCUGCUCCUCAGAAUGAUCCUAGACACGGUGGCGGAGAACAUGGGAGUCCAGGUGGAGUUCUACAACCGCUUCCAGUACACUGUGGAGGCCCUGGUGCAGUUCUUCUAUGCUGAUGGAGAGGGACUUGCCAUAGAAGAUCUGAAGAACCAUGUCGACUACAAGGCUCUCGACGAGGAGCUGAGGCUGAACAAGUGUUCGUCCUUUGAGCUGAUCGAGCAGUACUUCCUGGAGAAGAUCUCUCAGCAGAGAACACUGAAGCACACCCGCUUUGGCCGCGUCAGUGUGAAGUGUUACUAUGAUGCUUCUGAGCAGAGGCUCACGGUGGAGAUCCUGCAUGCCGCCGAUCUCAUUGCCUUGGACGCCAAUGGGCUGAGUGACCCCUUUGUCAUCGUGGAGCUCUGUCCCCACCACCUCUUCCCCAUGGCCAAGAGCCAGCGCACCCAAGUGAAGCUCAAGACCCUGCACCCAGUAUUUGAUGAGCUCUUCUAUUUCCAUGUCAGCCCAGAGCAGUACAGGCACAGGUUUGCCUGUCUGACUUUUACUGUGAUGGACUAUGAUUGGCUGUCCACCAACGAUUUUGCCGGGGAGGCCUUGGCCCCGCUCAGUGACUUCUGUUGGCCAGGGAGACCCAACGCCUCAGCGGCCGGAAAGACCAUCCAGCCGGCCAUUCUGCACCUGGCCCGGAGCAAACCCAGCGAGAAGCCAAUCAUGAGGAUUUUGGACGCACGGACAGGAGACGGAGAGGCUCAGGAGUUUGUGAGGAAGCUAAAGGAGAUUGAGAAAUCCAUGGAAGAGGAGUGAAGCUGUCAGCACUGAUCUGGUGUAUUGGUGUAUUCUGACCAUGUCUUCGCCACAUGUGCUUUUGUACUUGUUGUACUACCGUAUGUUUACAAUGUUUACAGUUUUCAAAUCCUCUUGUACGUGCACUGAAAAUGUAAUGCUGAACAAAACACAGUAAGGCAUGACUUUUUAAAUUGAAAUACCAAUGUCCUGUCUCUCUGCUGUAUUUUUAUGCCUCAAAUCAAAUGCUAUUUGUCACAUGCGCCGAAUACAACAGGUGUAGACUUUACCGUGAAGUGCUUACUUACAAGCCCUUUCCCAACAUUGUGGAGUUAAAAAGUAAGAAAAAUCCAAGGGUCCUAUCUGAGAAAUGUGAGAAAUAGCUUAUCCUAUAGUGAUUAUUUUGUUUUCUAAAGAGCUCAUUGAAUGUUAUCUUUGUUAUAUUAUCUUUGUUAUAUUAUCUUUGUUGUAUUACAUCUCUAACGUUUAACUGAAUCAAAAACUAAUUUGUAACUGAUAUGUAUUCAGUCGAAUCAUGUGGGUGGAUCAAUCGUUGAAGAAAUAUAUACUCACUACUGUUUCUGAGUUUGUGGCAAAGUAGCACAUGGAUGUAACACUGCAAGGAAAAGCCGUCUGUAGCCAGGUUUUGUAAGUCAACACAAGGAGUAAGGGCACAUAUGGCUGUGUUUACACAGGCAGCCCAAUUCUGAAAUGUUUCAGAUCUUUUCACACCAGCUCUUUUUCAGAGCUGAUCUGAUUAGUCAAAAGAACACUAAGUUAAAGAAAAGAGAUCACAAUUUGGCUGCCUGUGUAAACGCAGCCUAUGUGACGCCAUCUGUGCUCAUUGAUGAUUGAUAAUUGGAUGUUUAUAUCUCUUCAGAUUAUGAACCAUAUCCCUGAAGAAAAGAGUAUUAGUCCUCUAUUUGUGAUAUUGUAAAUGUGAACUACUUGUCCUUGAAUUGUAAUGGAUUGUGCUGCUGUUCAU
Salvelinus namaycush (lake trout) is the source of this 2502-nucleotide messenger RNA. Its product is annotated as BAI1-associated protein 3-like. The coding region runs from base 3 to 1538 and encodes 511 amino acids. The record is from RefSeq and is a predicted model, not a curated record. Lineage: Eukaryota; Metazoa; Chordata; Actinopteri; Salmoniformes; Salmonidae. The transcript has 13 exons.